This is a messenger RNA of Nylanderia fulva, 532 nucleotides long. The record is from RefSeq and is a predicted model, not a curated record. NCBI's taxonomy places the organism in Eukaryota, Metazoa, Arthropoda, Insecta, Hymenoptera, Formicidae.
UCGCUCUAAAUUCGUGAUAAUCCCGCGCGAAAGUGGGGUUAACUUCCUUUUAUCCGGUACGAGAAAUUGUGAGUACACAUCACCAACAUGGUGAAGAUUAUGAAGACUGGGAAAGUCGUGCUGGUCCUCAGUGGCCGGUACGCAGGGAGAAAAGCCAUCGUUAUGCGCAACUAUGAUGAUGGAACUGCAGAAAAACAGUAUGGACAUGCUAUGGUUGCAGGCAUUGACCGGUACCCACGCAAGGUCCACAAAAGAAUGGGAAAGGGAAAGUUGCAUAAACGCUCUAAAAUCAAAGCUUUUGUUAAGAUUCUAAAUUACAACCAUUUAAUGCCAACGAGAUACACAGUAGAUUUACAAUUGGAUAAAGUAGCUCCUAAAGAUCUUAAAGACCCAAUGAAACGCAAGAAGGUCCGUUUCCAGACACGUGUCAAAUUUGAGGAGAGGUAUAAAAAUGGUAAGAACAAGUGGUUCUUCCAGAAGUUAAGAUUCUAAUUGUUUUUAAAUAAAAGUCUGAUAUACAGAUAUAAAAAAA